Messenger RNA from Trypanosoma grayi, 816 nucleotides. Its product is annotated as DNA-directed RNA polymerase II. Lineage: Eukaryota; Euglenozoa; Kinetoplastea; Trypanosomatida; Trypanosomatidae. The record is from RefSeq and is a predicted model, not a curated record. Gene Ontology annotation, molecular function: DNA binding; DNA-directed RNA polymerase activity. Gene Ontology annotation, cellular component: RNA polymerase II, core complex; RNA polymerase I complex; RNA polymerase III complex. The coding region runs from base 1 to 816 and encodes 271 amino acids. Gene Ontology annotation, biological process: DNA-templated transcription. The transcript has a single exon.
AUGAGUUCCAUCGAGGAGCUUAAAAUUGUGCGGCUCUACCGUGCGUACAACACCAUCAUUCAGAUGUGCAUGGACCACGGCUGCAGCGUGCGCCACCCGUCGGUCGUCGCGCAGGCCAUCCGUGACCCGCAGUUUUACAGCGACGAGGACGGGCUUGACUACGACUGGUUCCAGCGUCACUUCGUCGUGCAGCAGGCUCCAGGCGCCGUGGACGAUGAAGAAGAAGAGCAAAGGGAAGUGCAGGCUCGUCGUGGUAGUCAACAUCAGCAGCAGCAGCAACGUUGGUGUGCGAUGCGCGGGGCGAUGCGGCUAGUGUGCAGCACGAGCGGUGACGACGCCACAGGAGACAGCAGCGAGAAGGGGCGGCCACUGCUUGUCUUCUUCUCUGCCUCACCGUCGCUCAGCAUGGGUGAGGUGCAGGAAUACCGCGACAAGGCCCUCCAAAAAGGGGCGUGCCGCAUGAUCGUGGUGGUGGCCGGCAAGAUAUCACACGUAGUGCGACGUGGCACGCGGGAGCUGAGCGGUCGCCUGCGCGUCGGCACGACGGAGGAGGUGAUGUCAAUUCAACUCUUCGAGGAGGACGCGCUCGCAUGCAACAUCGCACGGCACGAGACGGUGCCGCCGCAUGUGGCGCUCUCGCCCGCUGAGGCACAGGCGUUCCUGCAGAGCCGUAAGUUGACGCUGUCGCAGUUGCCCCGAAUACUCGAUGAGGACCCAAUGGUGGCAUACUUGGGCCUUUCGCGUGGCAGCAUUGUGCGGAUUCAGCGCGAGACGAAGGAGAGCGGGCCAUACGAGAUGUACCGACAGGUCAUCUAG